AUGGUGCUCUACUUCACCUCCUCCGUCGUUGACCCGUCAGGCUUCAUUUACGUCGGCAAGGACAAGUUCGAGAGUAUGUUCCACGCGGAUAAACUCUCCAGCGCACAUAUCUACCUACGAAUGCAAGAGGGUCAGGCAUGGGAUGCCCUCCCCGAAGAGCUGGUCAUGGAUCUGGCCCAAUUGACAAAGGCCAACUCCAUCGAAGGCAACAAGAAGGACAACGUCACAGUCAUCUACACUCCAUGGUCCAACCUCAAGAAGGAUGGUAGCAUGGAAGUUGGCCAAGUCGGAUUCAAGGACCCCCGCAAAGUGAAGCGCAUCCUCGUGCCCCAGCGUGAGAACCCCAUUGUCAACCGCCUCAACAAGACAAAGGUGGAAAAGAAGCCCGACCUGAAGCAGGAGCGCGAUGACCGCCUCAAGGAGCUGAGACGCCGCGAUCAGGCUGUCUUCCUAGCAAGGAAGAAAGAAGAGGCCAAGCAAGCCCAGGAGUGGAAGGAGAAGAAGUACCAGAAGGAUCACGCUUACGAUGACAUUUUUACUGAGGAGCUCAUGGCUGGUUCGAGUAACCAGGACCGCGACGAGAACUGGGAGGACGAUUUCAUGUAA
Messenger RNA from Fusarium pseudograminearum CS3096, 606 nucleotides. RefSeq lists its product as uncharacterized. Lineage: Eukaryota; Fungi; Ascomycota; Sordariomycetes; Hypocreales; Nectriaceae. The record is from RefSeq and is a predicted model, not a curated record. The transcript has 4 exons. The coding region runs from base 1 to 606 and encodes 201 amino acids.